Cavia porcellus (domestic guinea pig) is the source of this 905-nucleotide messenger RNA. It is a transcript of the gene Fxyd7, whose product is annotated as FXYD domain containing ion transport regulator 7. Gene Ontology annotation, cellular component: membrane. The record is from RefSeq and is a predicted model, not a curated record. Bases 195 to 893 code for a protein of 232 amino acids. The transcript is spliced from 7 exons. Gene Ontology annotation, molecular function: sodium channel regulator activity. NCBI's taxonomy places the organism in Eukaryota, Metazoa, Chordata, Mammalia, Rodentia, Caviidae. Gene Ontology annotation, biological process: regulation of sodium ion transmembrane transporter activity.
CUGCCCCCCCAGCCUCGUCCCACGGACUCGCCUGCCGCCCAGACUUCCAAUAAAACGUGCUUUUUAUUCCUGACAGCGCUUCCUUGAUCUCUCACUCCUUCUGCGCGAAAACCUGGGAGCCCCCAUGGCCCACUGCUGCAGCCGCAUCUUCACUGCCUGCCUCAGCACCCAGCAGCCCCUUGCUCCUGCUCAGCAUGGCGACCCCAACUCAGAGCCCUACAGAUGCUCCUGAGGAAUUUGACCCAUUUUUCUAUGACUAUGCCACGGUGCAGACAGUGGGCAUGACUCUGGCCACCAUAAUGUUCCUGCUGGGGAUCAUCAUCAUCAUCAGCAAGAAGGUGAAGUGCAGAAAGGCAGACUCCAGGUCUGAGAGCCCCACCUGCAAGUCCUGUAAGUCGGAGCUCCCAUCUUCAGGUCUUGGCAACGACGAUCCCCUCAAAGAGCCUGUCUGCACCCCAGACCCAGGGACUCAUGCCUCCAGCUCCUGGGAUCUGGGAGUCCACCCCCAGCUCCCCAGGAAGCCCGUGCGCUGCUCCCCCAACCCCUUCGUCUCUUUCCGGAGCAUCCGUUCCUUGGCCCCUAGGUGUCCACAUCUUGAGCUUAAUAAAUGUGCAUUUGGUUUUUCCCGUUCUGUCUGUGCGUUCUUAUCUGUGGGCACACAAGGAUGGGGGCUGAGAAUGAAGCCGGGUCGCUGUCCCUUGCGUGCCUACAGUCCACCCCUUCCCCAGGGCCCCAGUCGCUCCUCCUCGUCCUCCUCCUCGUCCUCCUCCUCCUCGCUUCCUCACCCCUCCCUCCACACCUCCGGAGCAGCCCUUUCCCCUCCUUCCCUCCCCGCCUCCGCCCUCCCCCUGGCCUGGUGGGCGGAGGCCACCCCAGUCCCCCAGCGUCUUUAGCUUCUCCCCCUC